AUGUCUACAGGGUUUUUUUAAAUGCUUCCAGAGAUGGUGAUUCUACCACUGCCCAGGGCAGCAUCUUCCAGAAUGCAACCCCAGCAUGGCACGAGGGAAGCCCUUGGACCCAUGCGGGGUGGUGCUGUGCCCCACGAUGCUGGAGGCCAAAUUCUGCUACUCCCCAGCUUCAGCUCACAUCCAGUAGGACAGAGUCCAGCUUGUUAUUGCUGCUGCUGUUGGCCUCCCCACUUUAUCCUAAGGUGGUCUUCCCUUGGAACUGAAACCAAACAUCCUUCUUGGGACCCAUAUGUCCCCGUCCUGUACACUGCUCCCCUUCCCUCUUGCACCCUCACAGUCCUCCUACUGCUGGCCCAGCCUCCCCACAUGGCUCCUUGCAGGAUGCAGGAUGCCCAAUGAUCACAGCAGCAGCGCACACACAAGCAUGUGAGUGCAAGAAAGGCAGCUGAGUGAAGAGGAAUUUGAGGAAGGUAAGGGGUCAGCACCAGACCUGCUAUGACUUAGUCCUGGGCACAGCUGCAGGGAGGACAUCUUUCACCCUUGACUGGCCACAGAGGCUGUCUUCACGGCAGAAGGGAGAUGCACGCAAGGAGAAGGGUUACAGCUGGUCCUAGUCCCUCUGGGUUUUACUGAUAUGGCAUGGAAAAGGCCUGGAUGUGUUUCUUGUUGAGCUGGAAUCUGUAGAGCAAGGGUGGGGAGGCACCCCCAAACCAUCUCCCUGCCUUCUAUCCCACUCCCCACCCCCUCAGACCCUCCAUGGCCAGGAAUCCAUCUCUCCCUAGCCACCAUCAUGACCCCAGUGUCAGUUUCUCACAAAGACCCCAUUUCUGCAUACCUUGGGCUGCUCCUCAUAUAGCUGGGGGAAAACCUCUGGGACACCCUUUUGGGGAUCAGGGACAUAGCACCUUCCUUUCCCACCGCAGAGCCAUGGGGGUGCUGAUGUCCAGGAGGCAGACGGUGGAGAGGGUGCAGAAGGUCAGCUUGGCCGUGUCAGCCUUCAAGGACGGGCUGCGGGAGCAGCCAUCGACACGGCGUCGGGCGGAGGCGGGGACCGCGCGCCAGGGAACGCUGGAGCAGGAGGUGCAGGAGGGAGAGGAGGAAGCGGUGGCAGGACCUUCCCAGCCAGAGGAGAGCAGCGCCAGCAAGGCAGCCUGGGAGCGGCUGCGGGAUGGCCGGGGCGUGGAGCCAGAGGAGUUUGACCGAGCCAACAGGUUCACACCACCAGCCUUCAUCCGGCCCAAGAGGGAGCUCCACGAUGACGAGCCCCCGGACAUCAGCCUGGAGCAGAGGGAGCAGAUCGUGAAUGAUGAGAUGUGUGAGAUCUGCGAGGUGUGGACAGCCGAGAGCCUCUUCCCCUGCCGCAUCUGCCACCGGGUGUAUCACGACGGCUGCCUGCGCCGCAUGGGGUACCUGCAGAAGGACAGCGCCGUGGAGGUGACAGAGACGGCGCACACCGAGACGGGCUGGAGCUGCUACUACUGCGACAACCUCAAUCUGUUGCUGACAGAGGAAGAGAUGUACAGCCUGAUGGAUACUCUGAAGAACUGCAAGAUCAUCCCAGAGAGCUGCCUGACCCUGGAUGACUUCCUGCACUACAAACACCAAGUGCACAAGCAGCAAUUCGAGCGGACCAUGCCCGAGGCAAAGGAGGAGCAGGCAGCCCUGCAGUUCAACGCCCUGGACCCUGACAAGAAGGGGCACAUCGAGUGGCAGGACUUCCUCUCCCACGAAUCCAUCCAGCUGCUGCAGAAAAUACGGCCGCAGAAUGCCCUUCUGCGGCUGCUGACACCCAAGGAGCGAGAGCGGGCACGGGCAGCCUUCCUGGCCCUGGACCAGGACAAUGACGGCUUCAUUGGGGAGGGUGAGUGCCGCCAGGCCCGGCACACCUGGUUCCGCAAGCACCAGAAGGAGAUGCUGUCCUGCAAUGUCAGCAUCAGUCACGUGGGGCCCAUAUCAGAGGGCAGCCCUGCCAGCAGCAGGAAUGGCAAGAGCCCAGAGAAGAUCCUGCCAGCCACAAAGCAGGAGGAGACCAGGAGCAUCGACUGGCCAGGAUUCCUGCGGGAGAACGUCGCCUACAUCCUGGCCGCGCGCCCCAACAGCGCCGCCCUGCACCUGCAGCCCCUCGCCUAGAGCGUGUCCCCACUGUCCCCCACGCCCUGCAGGGACCACGGUGGGGAAGGGUCCCAUGCCUGGGGUCACCAUGGUGCACAAGGGACAGGGAACAUGGUGUGCCCAUGAUCCCCAUCCCCACAGCACCCAGGGACCUGCAGACAGACCAUGGUCUGCCCUGGGUGCUUGUGGGGUGACAGUGGAACCCAGAGCACCCACGUGUCCCCAGCCUCCCACAGCGCCAUGGGGCAGCACAGCUGAGCCUCUGCGUGCCACAGGCAGCACCCAUGGGUCUGCAGCAAGCAGUGUCUCAGCUCGUCAGCAUGGUGGAUCCUCAGGGGAUGUGGCUGACUCCUUUUGGGGUCUCUCACAUCCCUGCCCUACUCCAACAUGGGUUGGAGCCCAGUAGCUCAUGGCUGUGUCUAGGAGACCAUUCCCUGGCAUGGCUCAACCCUUCCCUGCUGGCAACCAACUAUUUAAUGCCAACAACUAUUUAAUGCCAAGUAGGAAGAAGCACUGGUAACAGAAAGCAUCAGAGGGAUGGGAAGGCAAGGUCAGAUGUAGGGGAACCCCACUAUGUAUCUGAUCUUGCCAGCAGCAUUCCCCUGCAUCCCCCAUCUCCUCCUGUACCCCUGGUUCCAAGGGAUGCUCUUCAUUUGCUUGCCAUUCCAGCCCCACACCAACCCUGUUCAAUCUCACUCUCUACCCACCACAUCAAGUGGACAGCCUUGCCUCACUGGGAGCAUUAGUGCUUGUGGAAAGGAGGAGGAGGCAGAGCCCAGAGCCCCCCCAGGUGUCAGCUGCAGGAAUGAGGCAUUCACUGGGCCUGUUGGCAGCCCUAAGGUAGACAGGUAGAUGGGCACUCAGCCCACAGAUGAGGGAACAGGAAGCCCAGAAACCUUGCCUCAAACAUGCUAGGGUUUGGGAUGCCCAGGUCCCAUGGCAGCCCCAGCAGCUGCUCCUGCCUCUCUAAUCCCUUCCCUCUAGUGCCCUCAGCCUCUCCUUGCCUGGUAAGCCGUGGCUCAGCCAGGGUGUACAAAGACCAGGGGUGCAGUUACAGCAACCUGGUCACUCCCUCACCUCCAUCCCUGAUGCCCUGUGGGCAUCAUCCCAGUCAGCUCCCUUCCCCCAGCCAGGGCACAGUUCCCCUCUCCAGGGUCUCCCCCACUGCAAGACCAGGAGGCGCACCAGUGCCACGACAUCUUCCUCUACCACCCUGGCAUGCCAGGCCAAUGGGGAUAUUUUGGAUGCCAGGUCCGAGAUGUGGCCAGAGCGCCAAUGGGGAUAUUUCGGAUGCCAGGUCCGAGAUGUGGCCAGAGCCAUGGCGAGGAGGCGGCCGUGGGUGCAUGGGUUGCAACUCCCUACCUGUACUGAGAUACAUUCAUUAAACAGCUGUGUCCAGCUAGCCUCUG
This is a messenger RNA of Ficedula albicollis (Collared flycatcher), 3521 nucleotides long. RefSeq names its product PHD finger protein 24 (gene PHF24). The coding region runs from base 757 to 2130 and encodes 457 amino acids. Lineage: Eukaryota; Metazoa; Chordata; Aves; Passeriformes; Muscicapidae. Gene Ontology annotation, molecular function: calcium ion binding. The record is from RefSeq and is a predicted model, not a curated record. The transcript is spliced from 7 exons.